Myotis myotis is the source of this 10700-nucleotide messenger RNA. It is a transcript of the gene NUFIP2, whose product is annotated as nuclear FMR1 interacting protein 2. The record is from RefSeq and is a predicted model, not a curated record. The coding region runs from base 104 to 2287 and encodes 727 amino acids. The transcript is spliced from 5 exons. Lineage: Eukaryota; Metazoa; Chordata; Mammalia; Chiroptera; Vespertilionidae. Gene Ontology annotation, molecular function: RNA binding. Gene Ontology annotation, cellular component: nucleoplasm; cytoplasmic stress granule.
GGCGCGACGCGCUCAGAUAUACGGAGCGAGCCCGGGGAAGCGGUCUCAGAUCCUGACGGUGCAGCCGCCCGCAGCCUCAGCCAGGGAGUCCCAGCCGCUUUCAAUGGAGGAGAAGCCCGGCCAGCCACAGCCUCAGCACCAUCACAGCCACCACCACCCGCACCAUCACCCCCAGCAGCAGCAGCAGCAGCCGCCGCACCACCACCACCAUUAUUAUUUCUACAACCACAGCCACAACCACCACCACCACCACCAUCACCAGCAGCCUCAUCAAUACCUGCAGCAUGGCACAGAGGGCAGCCCCAAGGCCCAGCCAAAGCCGCUGAAACAUGAGCAGAAACACGCCCUCCAGCAGCACCAGGAAACGCCGAAGAAGAAAACAGGAUAUGGUGAACUAAAUGGUAAUGCUGGAGAAAGAGAAAUACCUUUAAAGAACCUGGGCUCUGAUGAAGCUACCACCCCUAUUUCCAGGGUCCUCAAUGGCAACCAACAAAUUGUAGACACUAACCUGAAGCCGACUAUAAAGUCCAGCACCUUUGGGAAAGCAGGAAUUAAAACUAGGAAUUUCAUUCAGAAAAACAGUAUGGACAAAAAGAAUGGAAAAUCAUAUGAAAGUAAAUCUGGAGAGAACCAGUCUGUAGAUAAGAGUGAUACUGUAACAAUUCCAAAUGGUGUUGUAACAAAUAAUUCUGGCUAUAUUACUAAUGGUUAUAUGGGCAAAGGAGCAGAUAACGAUGGUAGUGGAUCUGAGAGCGGAUAUACCACUCCUAAAAAAAGGAAAGCUAGGCGCAACAGUGCCAAGGGUUGUGAAAACCUUAAUUUAGUGCAGGACAAAAUAAUGCAACAAGAGACUAGUGUCCCAACCUUAAAACAGGGACUUGAAACUUUCAAGCCUGACUACAGUGAACAAAAGGGAAAUCGAGUGGAUGGUUCUAAGCCCAUUUGGAAGUAUGAAACUGGGCCUGGAGGAAUGAGUCGAGGAAAACCUGCUGUGGGUGAUAUGCUGCGGAAAAGUUCUGAUAUUAAACCUGGUGUGAGCAGCAAAAAGUUUGAUGAUCGGCCUAAAGGAAAGCAUGCCUCUGCUGUUGCCUCCAAAGAGGACUCGUGGACCCUAUUUAAACCACCCCCAGUUUUUCCAGUGGACAAUAGCAGUGCUAAAAUAGUUCCUAAAAUAAGUUAUGCAAGUAAAGUUAAGGAAAACCUCAACAAAACUGUACAGAACUCUUCUGUGUCACCAUCUUCAUCUUCAUCCUCUUCAUCAUCUGCUGGGGAAAAUCAGACCCAAUCUUCAAGUCGGUUAUCCCAGGUUCCUAUGUCAGCGCUGAAAUCUGUUACUUCUGCCAACUUUUCUAAUGGGCCUGUUUUAGCAGGAACUGAUGCAAGUGUGUAUUCUCCAGGGGGUCAGCCACUGCUAACUACUGCUGCUAAUAGUAUGACACUCAUCUCUGCUGCGAUUGAUCCAGUUCUCCAGGACAAGAGUCUGACUUCAGCAGCUGUUGAACAAAUUACAACUAGCCUUUUUAUCUACCCUUCAAAUAUGCAAACUGUGCUGGUGAGCACAGCUCAAGUGGAUCUACCCUCUCAGACCGAUCAGCAAAACCUGGGGGAUAUCUUCCAGAAUCAGUGGGGUUUAUCAUUUAUAAAUGAGCCCAGUGCUGGCCCUGAGACUGUUACUGGGAAGUCAUCAGAUCAUAAAGUGAUGGAGGUGACAUUUCAAGGGGAAUAUCCUGCCACUUUGGUUUCACAGGGUGCUGAAAUAAUCCCCUCAGGAACUGAGCAUCCUGUGUUUCCCAAGGCUUACGAGCUGGAAAAACGGACUAGUCCUCAAGUUCUGGGCAGCAUUCUAAAAUCUGGGACUACUAAUGAGAGUGGAGCCUUAUCCUUGGAGCCCAGUCAUAUAGGUGACCUGCAAAAAGCAGACACCAGUAGUCAAGGUGCUUUAGUGUUUCUCUCAAAGGACUACGAGGUAGAAAAUCAAAAUCCUCUGGCGUCUCCUACGAACACUUUGUUAGGCUCCGCCAAAGAACAGAGAUACCAGAGAGGCCUAGAAAGGAAUGAUAGCUGGGGUUCUUUUGACCUGAGGGCUGCUAUUGUAUAUCACACUAAAGGCAAAGCACUUUGUUUAGUUAUGGAAGACUUUGACAGGGUAUUUUCCUUUAAAGAACUUAAUGAAGUAGAGGAGAAAACAAUAAGUUUAUAUGAAAUGGAAUCUGUUUGGAAUUUACAGAAGCAAGAUCCCAAAAGGAUAAUCACUUACAAUGAAGCCAUGGAUAGUCCAGAUCAAUGAAGGACCAGACUGCCUAUUUGUAACCUUUCUGCAGCAUUAGAGCCACUGUUCAUGGGGGACACAAGGCUUUUAUGCUCCUAGAUCUUCAACGCAGCAGAGGAACCAUAAGUAGAAUCACAGGAUAAUAUAUACAAAUAUAUAUAUAUACAUAUAUAUAUAUAUAUAUAGUUAUUUAAAAAAAAGGCAACUGAAAGUAAUUAGACUUCUUAAGGAAUCAAAUUUAUUUCAAGAGACAACACAUGGUUAUUUAAUCUCCGGUACUGAAUAGUUUUUUUUCUUUUUUCUUAUGUUAGUUUUUGUUUUUAAGUGUGAAUGCAAGUAAUUAAUGAAUACAGACUUGUGGUUCUAAAGUUCCUGCUGUCAUCAAUUGGGCAACAAAUGACCCACUGGAAAAGCAGAUCCACUUAAGAGAUCUCUGUAUCUUAUUCUGUGACUAAAGUGAUACACUAAUCACAGGGAACCCAGAAUGAGUCAACAUUUUCUCCCACUCCUCCCUUAAUCUUUUGGUUAUGCUUUGAGCCCUGCAAGAAUGCUGGAUAAAUGCCUUGAAGUUUGCAGGAGUGUAUUUUUUUAGCAAGUAUGAUUUGCAUGUCUUGCCAGGAGUUAAGCAGCCUCUGUGGGGUGUUGGGGAAAUAUUUUCUUUCUUUUAUUUUUUUGUUGGGUGGGGUUAGGGGAGGGCAUUGAAGUUUUACAGUUCUGGAAUAGUUGGUGGUACAUAGUUCACUUGGCUUUUAGUUACAUAUUGGACUUUAACAAGUGAAGAAUCCAUGAGUGUCAUUUAAAGAAAAGUAACAUAACAAACAAUUGGCUUUAGAUAUUUAAUAUAAAAAAAUACUCCUGUGCCCAUCUUUUAAUGUAAUUAUAUAAGUGGGAGCAAAAAUAUAUUCUGCUUUUCAACUGUAGGUGCUCCAAACUUGCUCUCUGUCACUAACACUAAAUGUGCUGUUUUUCUUGUUUUUCAUCAAACAUCUAAAGAGAAACUUCUGUACCUUUUUGUAAAUUCUUUUAAUUUCUCAGAAAUAUCCUAAAGGGAAGAAAAAAUUCCAUGAAAACUAAAACUUUUAAUGUUUUUAGCCAGAGAGGAGAUAAUAAACCCUGCCAAUAGGAGAUGUGUUUUCAUGCAAAUUAUACUUCUGAGCUUAUUAGCUUUCUAAUUAUAUCUUAAUAAAUAUAUUUUAUUACUAGAGCAAAAUGGGUUUUUUUAAGAAAUAAUGUGAAACUCUGGAAAUUUUCUUUUGGGCAGAGAAGAGCAUUGACCCUGUCUUAUCACAUUGCCAUCUUGUUGCACUGCAGCUUGUAUAUAGCAUGCUAAAAUAAGUUUUUUUGUGUGUGCAGAAACAAAGGGUCCAAUUUAAGAUUGGGUGAUGUUAGUGGCAUAAAAACAAGUUCUCUGGCCUGAUAUAGCAUCACAUUACACACACAGAAAUUAGUAUAUCCAUGUAUGGCAGAUACAGGUUAAAAUAGCAGGGCAUUUCUAUAGAGAGGUGUAGUCUUCUAAUAAAAGUAGACUGGAUACCCUGGGUUGUUCAGGGAGAAAGCAACUACUUUUGCUCAACCCUGUUGAUUAAGAAAUGUCCAGUUUUGAGCGACUGUAGUAUGGAUGAGUUUUCUUGUUUUGUUGACUAUUUGAGGCUUUUAAGUAGUUUUUGAAAGAAGCUAUUGGACUCAACAUAGAAUAAAUAUCUUUAUAGUCUGGAUUUCUGCCCUGCUUAGAUUUUAAAAGUAUAAGCAUGGAUUGCCAAUUCCACUUGAUGUAAACAAAACUUUUUAUACAUAAUAUAUAUAUAUAUAUAUAUAUGUAUGUGUGUGUGUGUAUAUAUAUAUAUGUGUGUGUGUACAUAUAUACAUAUAUAUAUAUAAUAACUUAUUGUAUCAGUCCAGGUUCAGAAACUUGUGAUAGGCCAGUUUCAGAUAGUUUCAUUUCACCUGUAAACUGUAUCACUUUUACUGAUAUUGUAAUUUUUAAAUGUAUAAUAUGUUUACAGAUGUGCCCUGCAUUUAGUCUGCCUUGUUCCCAUUUUGAUUUUUGUUGAGUCUCCUGCCUGCUUGCCAAAAGCUAGGAUGCUUCAGGCCCAUGUACAAUUGAAAGCAGAAGCAUCCUUGAGCUUUAAAGCAUUGAACAAACUGGAAAUGCAAUGAAGUGAAAGAAGUCUGUGUUUUUGUGUUCUUUUUUUAAUAAAAAUUUUCAAAAAGUUUUUUUAAAAAACUAUAUAAGGUUGAUUAAAGGAAAAAAGGCUCCAGUUUGUUUUACAGGUUUUAAAGUUCUGCUGUGUGUUCAAUUGCCUUGUGUAACCACUUGUCGCCUUAGGGCCAGAUUCCACCCCCACCCUCCCAUGUCUCCUUCCUUUUUUUUAAAUUUCCAUUUUGCUUGCCUGGAAUUUUAAAGCUCUUUUGUCACAACUCACAGGAAACUUUCUGGGUUUGUGACAUACAGAGGUUGAAUUAAUAUACAUUUAAAAAGAAAAAAAAAUCCCAAACCAGUCCCCAUCUGAAUUGGGCUUUUAAAUUUAGAAGCAACACUUAUAAAAUAUUUCUAGGAAAUUGUUGCUUUCCUAUUUCCCUUCCAUAUCCCUCAGGCCUCCAUGUUUAGAGAAGCCAAAAAGAGAAUGUAUCCCUUCUGUUUGUCCAAAGGUUUUUCAGAGUCUCACAUCUAAUGAGACAAUGCAACAUUUCAUUUUGAUUUCACUGAAAUUUCCUUGAGUAUAUGGUUAGAGGUAUAUAGUUAGAAAUAUCUCUUAACCUUCUGGUAACCCUAGUGCCCCAUCAUAUUAACUGACAGUAUUUUGGGGGCAUUGGGUUAAUGGACUUAAUUGCUUAGGUACAAGCAGGACUUUGGGACAAAUUUCCUUUGUGCUGUUUGGUAACACUUAACUCUCUACUUGUCGCAAUCUUUCUCCUUAGGUCCUCACACAAUUCCUUACAGAGCACUUAUUAAAAAAAAAUCUUAAGAGUUGAUCUGUUUUCUCAUUAUUUUUGUGUAAGCUUCUAAAAAAACUUCAGCUGUGAUUAAUUUAGCACAUUUAAAUAACAUUAAUGUGUUAUUGUUUGGUAUAAAGAAUUUUCCUUCAACUCAGAGUAUUAGUACUGUAGCAUAAACCAAAUACAGUCUAGAGGGGAUUUUUAACAUCCCUCCAUUAUAAAGACUGCAAAUGGGGUGUGUGUGUGUGUAUGUGUGUGUUGACUGCUUGUGUGUGUGAGAGGGAAAGAAGGAGAUAUUAAAAGUUAGUAGACAAGUGUGUGUAAGACAUUAGUAUUCAGAGAAUGAACUUCUAUUUAUUUUGUGCCAUUUGUUUUCAUUACAGAAUAAAGUCAGGUGGUUUUAAUCCUUUAAGGGGUAGUGUUUGAAAAAUGGCACUAAGAAUGAAAUCAUGACCUAUUUUUUUAAUAGCUAUGAAGAUACUAAUUAUGGGUGAAGAUUUCUUUUUAAAAUCUGUCUUGAUUAUAGGCUUUUGUGUCACAUACCACUCUCUUGUAGAUGUCUUGAAUAAUUCCCCCUCCCCACAAAAGACAGGGUGUGUUUAUCUUUCUCUUUAUUCACUCCCACUUUGCUGAACUGAAGAUAAUUGCAUAGCCUUUCCUCUGACCUCCUAAUAAUGAACUUUCACAUAAAGUGUAUUUACAGCAUCUGUAGUUAGCCCUUUCUCCUCUGCCUUUGAGGAGGCCAUAGAAAAUAACUAGGAAUUUGUUAAUGCCAAAUAGUUUUUUUCUUGAAAUAAAUGGCUGGAAAGAUUCCAUUUUAGAAUUUUGUUGUUAAUCACCUGCUUACCUAGUCAUCACUCAGAAUCUAUAAAAGCUUUAUAAAGGAAAGAAGUGCUGCAUUGUUUUCUUCAAAUAACAGUUUCUAGGGAAAGUAUUGCAAACCUCAAUUAUGAAUGUUGUCCACAAUACAAUAUGUGUUUAUUCACAAAGCAGUACAUAGCAGUGGUGGUUUCAUCCUUAGUCAUUAGGUUUGUUGCUAACCUAAUUAGAGGGAUCUAAUAAUGGUUUAUCUUUUGCUGUACACUUUUUCAAACAUGAAAAAGCCAUUUAGUGUGAAAUUGUAUGUUACAUACCAAAAGGCCACAGGCAAAGAAAUCUGUAAGAGGACUGUACUUGAUUCUAAAUUCCACUAAAUAAGGAGUCAUUCUUUCAAGGCUUUCUUUAGAGAAAUAGAUUAAAAGUCUCAUUUACAAGGAUUAUGAGUGUAGUUAUGCCACUGGACCAUAUUCUCAAAUAACAUGAUCCCUCUUGUAUACCUAUGCUAACUGCAAAACAGACACUAUAGUGGGAAAAACACACAUUUGGACAAUAGUUUUUAUAAUAGGUCUGUUGGCCUGCACCAGUUGAAUUAGAUUCUAAUCAAGCAUUGUCUCUUAAGUCCUAGGUGGUACUGCUGAAUUUUAAAAGAAAGGGUAGGAUUUGCUUAACUUCCCAAAGUAUACAUAUUUGUUUAAAGGGGAUGGGCAAAGGACAAGACUAGAAGUAUAGCUGCUCAAAGUUUGCAGAGACACAUAGGUUAUCAGUUCUUAAUAUUGAUGUUAUUUUUAUUAAUGUGAUUAACAGGCACCAGGAUUCUUUUAUGGUGAGAAAGAUGGGCUUUUGCUUUAAGUAUCAUAAAAUGUGUGUGUUUUUUUUAAUAUACUUACAUCUGUUCAGAUGUGAGAAACAGGACCACCCUAUGUUGGUUUUUUAAAUGAUGAAUCAUUGGCUCCACUCAAAAGCAGUGCUUUAAUGUGUUUUAAAUUAAACUUCACAGUUUUGCUACUCAAGAGUCUUAUGAAUAAAUAGUGUUUCAAGUUGUAUGCAUAAUAAAAACACCCAGUGAAGCAUGAGUGGUAUGUUGAUUUUUGCAUUACUGGGAGUGUCAGCAGUUCUUGGCUAGAAGCCUAUGGAACAGCCAUCCUCACAUGUGAUGGGAUUGCUGAUUCAGACUUCCCUAUUUAUCCAUACAAUUGUGUAUGUCCAGAGUUUUAAAGCCAUUUUAUAAUACUGCAGUAUCCCUUUUCUACAGCCUUAUUAAAAUAGUUACAAAUGUGUUUUUUCCCAGUGCAGUAUCCCUUUCAUUGUAUAUCAGUUUUACUCCACAGACCAAUAAACCAACUUGAGGUAAAUUAUAUAGCUUUCCAUAUACCCUUUUUCCUCAGGUGCUAAACAAAGGCUCCAAAAAUGGAUACUGCUUUAGUAAUGUCUGCUUUAUUUUUAAAGUAUUUCUUUUGCUAGAUAUAAAGAUUUGGUGUUAACAAAAUGAUUUUAAUAUGUAAAUAUGAAUGAAUGCCUCUAGUUUGCCCCUGUUUGUCUGUUAUUAGUCUGUUUCAUUUAUCCUUUAAGAGGAGGAUCCUUUCAUGAUCUUGAAUACAUUUCAUUAGGUAUGUUGCAUUUUUAGAAUGAAAAUACAACUGUUUAUCUGUCUCGGAUUAAUCCUGCUGCUGCUAUGAGAAACUGAAAAUCAAAAAUGUGAUGCACUUUUUACAUUACAACAUACCAUACCUUUAUAGGUUGUUUUGAUACCUUUCCUGUAGCACAGCCAGUAACAAAAGCGAAUGAAUUUUAAAAUUCUCUUUGGGAGGGAAUCAGUACAAUUAACUUUGUGGUAUUGGCCUAUGAAGGACAAUAACGUAGGAAAAGAAAAAUUCUGUUAGUAUUACACUUUUUGGCCUUAAAAUGUCUUCUACUACUGAAAAAUCCUUUAAACUUAGUUUUGUUUCUAUUAUUUCCUCUCUCUGCCUCAAAAGGAGGAUUUAGGAAGAAUGGCUUAAGGGGAGUAGUAUUGGUUUGUUGCUGAUUUCUCUUUUAGAAAGAAAAUGUCUACUAUAUAAGCUGAGGACUUAAUUUUUUGUUUGUAUACAGAAGAGAAAUAAGGCUGCCCCAUGCCAGUCGAUUUAGUUUAAUUAAAUCAAUUAGAACUCCCAACUAUUCUGCUUCUCUAGUAUAUUUUUACUUGGCAAAGAUAAACAAGUAUAGUAGGAAUGCUACUUGACAAGAGAAAAGUCAUUUCUCAAGCACAUACCCAAACUUGAAGAUUGAACCCAAAAUAGGAGGAAAAAACACCAAAUGGGGUGGAGGAAUAUGAGAAAGAUAUGUGGUCCAAAGCUAUCUGGUUAUAUUUUGAUGUUGCCAAUAUUGCAAAGCCAAAUUUUAAUUUGCUUAUUUAAUAUAUUUCUUGGCCAGAGAUCUAUUUUUAUAUCAAUGUGCCUUGCAUGUGUAUUAAAAAAAUAAAUAAAUUGGAAAGGCCAUGUAGUAAUGCCUGAGAUGGUUGAUGGUUCUUACCACCUCACUAAUUUUUAUGCAGUAUGAAAUGCUCAUUCUAUCGCCCAACUGGUGCUCUCUGUUUAAAGUUAUAGAUCUUGUCACAAACUGGAACUAUUUUAUAAACUGGGGAAGUGAUUUAAUUUACUUUUAUUGUUUCUUUUGUUUGUUCUUAGUCUGUUAGUGGCUGUUCUAGUAGUGGGAAAUAGUAAAAGAACUCUUCACUCCCUUUCCCUCCUUCCUUAGCACCUUCUUCGAGUAAUGUGAUGACACCAUUUCUUGUGUGCUUUGAAAAGUUUCAGCUUGCUGUUUCCUUUAGUGUUAUUUAAAAAAAAAAAGUGUUAUAAAAAGCAUUGUUUGAAAAAUCUAGGGAGAUAACAGUCCGCUUUAAUUUGGAAUUCUAUGUGAGCUAUGAUCCAAGUUAUUGGCUCUUUCCAACUUUAAAAUUUUUUUACUGUUAAAGCACCUUGCUUAGAAAAAUUUAAAUACUUAUGUCUGCAACAAUUGUCUCAAAAUAAUGAACUGUGCAAUUCUUGUCAUUAAAAAAACUCUCCCUAAUGUGACUUGUUAGUUUCUCUGUAUUUCUUGCCAGUGUAAAUGUGAAAAGCUUUGCUUGCAUUACGUUUUAGAAAUGCAUUUUGCACACUCGAAUUUUGCCGAAGCUCCAUGAAAAGGUUAGAUCUAAGUAGAUGAAUAAAGCUAUGCACAUGUUUUGAAUUUUAAUUUGUGUGUCAUUACCCAAAGUGACUUAUCCUUAUUACUUUGCUGUUCUUAGCUUCACCAUUUUUAGAAACAUGGCUCAAAAUUAUAGUACUGGGCUAGCUUAUCAGUAGAAGCAAAAGAGAGGAAAACUGGCACCUGUUUUAGUAAACUUCAGUUUAAAUGAGAGCUUGACUUGUAUCUACUAAAGGGCUUUUCUUGAAACAGGGCAUUUUUAUCAGUUGUAUAAAUUGUUGGAUGCUCUUACUUCCUCAGUGAAAUUUUUGGUUUAUUUGAUCAAAUAAAAAUGGGAAGUAAUUCAAACUGAAAUGAAGGAAGGAGCUUAUGCCACAUGGAGUUCUGUGAUAAUUUUAUGACUUAAACCUGGUUUAAAGGUGUAGGAUGACCUAUUACCUUUAUGACUAGCAUAAAUUUGGCUUAAUGAAUGAAUGAUUGACUUGAAAUUAGAAUCAUUAUCUUGCUUAAAUAUCUAAGCACAGGUUGUCUUAAAGAUAAUGUGUAUCUUUUUAAAAUUAUCCAAGCUGAUUAGAACAAGUUUAGAAUUUGGUUAAAUUGCUGCAGUUUGCAUGUACUAAAUAAAUAGCUUUAUUUCACAUGUAUGUGUACUUAAAAGAUUCUGUAGAUUUACUGGCCAGGUUUUGUCAGUCAUCUUUUAAAAGAUUGUUUUGUAAUCUCUCCAGGACCUUUGUAGAAGAGGCUAAUAAGUUUAAGUAGAAGAUAAUACUAAUGGUAUUUUCCCCAUGCUUCUAGAUACAAAAGAAAUCCUUGUUUUAUAGUUUUUAAUUAUGUAUAGAAGAGUGUUACUUCUCUGUCAUCAAGUGUGCUCUUGAUGUAUUAUUGUUGACUUGGAAAACACAGCAGAACCCUUCUGUAUCUUCACUGAAAGUGACAGAAACGAAGUCUACUAGUCAAGACUCAAAAGGUGGCCGAUAAUGCACGGCCUCAGAAGGCAUAAAUGCAGGAGUGUAGCAUCAUCUUAGAUGGCUCUGGCUUCUCAGCAUCUGUCAGUAGUUUACUUAUGUUCAGUCUUGUGUGCAUCAUCAUUUAGGAGCUGAGUUACCUCAAUCUGGGGGAAAGGAUAAUUAAUGAACUACAAUUAUAUUAGAGGAUGUUUUCCUUCUCCCAAUUCAAGACUUUUUUUUUUUUCCCCCCACUGUUUGUUUUGCCCAGUCAAAAAGAUAGGCCUUUUCUAGGUAAAAGAAUAGUGGCCAGAAAUUUAUCCUUUUGCUAAAUGCUUAGGUAUUUGCCAUAGCUGUUUCUGAUAAGGAUUCUGAAGAAGUGUCAGUUACGUAAUGAUCUUCCUUUAUUGAUGUCUUACUUCAUGUUCAGUGUUUUAAAAAUAUAAAUUACAAACACUCUACAUCCAUACCAAGAUUUACUUAUUUUAUCAGAAAAAAACUUGAGAACUUUGUAGAUCCAAUUAAGAGACAAUAAGUGUACAUGGUUGAAUAAAAAAAUUUUAAAGUUU